Colletotrichum orchidophilum is the source of this 348-nucleotide messenger RNA. RefSeq lists its product as uncharacterized. Bases 1 to 348 code for a protein of 115 amino acids. Lineage: Eukaryota; Fungi; Ascomycota; Sordariomycetes; Glomerellales; Glomerellaceae. The record is from RefSeq and is a predicted model, not a curated record. The transcript has a single exon.
AUGCCGGCGGCCGAGAUGUCAGGACUUUCACUCGCCCAAGUGACAGAAUCCAGACAUCCCCUCCGCCCCCCCAUCGUACCACCGCUUCACCACGUCCGGCGACUUGUACGACUGCGCCCGGACGUCGCCGUCCGCACAGCGCAUCUCCAUCAUGGCGGAGACGCUCAGCCCGAGUUUCUAGGGGUUCGGCUCGGUCAACGACUUGGGAAAUCCGAGUCUAGCCAUCUGUCCCCGCCAAUGGAGAGCAUCUGGCGACCGCCGCCGGCCUUGAAGAAGACGAACCUGAGCAAGCUGAGGACGCAGACCUCGUCGGAGGAGCUGCUUGUUUGGAUGCUGAGGCCGCGGUAA